AAUUCAAAAGACCAAUGGCUUCGAAGCUAUGUACCCUCUCAACAAUGGCGUUUCUUCUCCUCCUUCCCUUGUUCACCUCCUUAGCAUUUGCAGACACUUCUCCUUCAACUCCUGUCACCCCAGCAACUGCAUGUAGUUCCACCCCCGACCCUUCUUACUGCAAGUCCAUCCUCCCCUCCCACCAGAAAGGCAAUGUCUACGACUAUGGCCGUUUCUCCGUCAGCAAAUCCUUAUCGCAGUCUCGUAAAUUCUUGAGCCUAGUCGAUAAGUAUCUCAGACGACGAUCCACUUUAUCCGCCGCCGCCAUUCGUGCACUCGAAGAUUGCCGGACGCUGGGCGAGCUCAACUACGACUUCCUUUCAAAUUCCUUUCAAACUGUGAACAAGACGACUAGGUUUCUUCCGAGUUUGCAGGCUGAUGAUAUCCAAACCCUUCUCAGCGCUAUCUUAACUAACCAACAGACCUGCCUCGAUGGCCUCAAAGACACAGCUUCGGCUUGGAGCGUCAAGAACGGACUCUCCGUCCCACUUUCUAACGAUACCAAGCUGUACAGUGUGUCCCUGGCUCUGUUCACAAGAGGCUGGGUUCCCGAAGCCAAGAACAAAACGACUGCAUUUCAGCCAACCAAGAAGCAACUUGCCUUCGGAAAUGGGCGUUUGCCGCUUAAAAUGUCAAGCAGGACUCUUGCCAUCUACCACUCCGUGAGUCACAGAAAACUGCUUCAGACAGCCACCGUGGGCGGUGACGUGGUUGUUGUGAAGGACAUCGUCACGGUGAGACAAGACGGAACUGGAAACUUCACCACCAUCAAUGACGCCAUUGCCGCCGCUCCAAACAAGUCCUCCUCUGCCAGCGGCUACUUUCUCAUCUACGUCAGCGCAGGUGUUUACGAAGAAUAUGUGAGUAUCGAUAAAAAGAAGACAUACUUGAUGAUGGUGGGAGACGGUAUCAACAAGACAAUUAUUACCGGCAACCGAAGUGUCGUUGAUGGGUGGACCACCUUCAACUCCGCAACUUUUGCUGUGGUAGGACAAGGAUUCGUCGGGGUGAAUAUGACGAUUCGUAACACGGCGGGGCCGGAAAAACACCAGGCCGUUGCAGUUCGAAAUGGAGCAGAUUUAUCGACGUUUUACAGUUGCAGCUUUGAGGGUUACCAGGACACGUUAUAUGCGCAUUCUCUGAGACAGUUCUACAGAGAAUGCGAUGUGUACGGCACGGUAGAUUUCAUAUUCGGGAACGCCGCCGUGGUACUCCAGAAGUGCAAUCUGCAUCCUCGUUUACCCAUGAGCGGGCAAUUCAACGCCAUCACGGCACAGGGGCGAACCGACCCGAAUCAAAACACGGGCAUUUCGAUCCAUGACUGCAGCAUCAGAGCAACCGACGAUUUGGCUGCGGCCAAUGGUUCGGUGAGCACGUACCUCGGGAGGCCAUGGAAGGAGUAUUCGAGGACGGUUUAUAUGGAGAGCUUUAUGGAUGGUGUGGUAGCGAGCGCGGGUUGGCAGAAAUGGGACGGAAAUUUCGCUUUAAGCACUCUGUAUUAUGCGGAGUUCAAGAACAGCGGGCCUGGGUCGAGCACCACCGACAGAGUGACGUGGCCGGGCUACCAUGUUAUUAACGCCACCGACGCUGCUAAUUUCACGGUGUCCAACUUCUUGCUCGGAGAUGACUGGCUGCCUCACACGGGUGUCACUUACACCAGCACCUUGAUAUAGAUAUAUCAUAGUAUAUUCUAAUUAAUUUAUUACUACCCAUUUUUUUAUACAAUAAAGGGGUCAUACCAAAAACAGAGGCGUUAUCAUCAUCAAUUAGUGAUGCGUAACACCCUAAUCAACCCCACAAAUUAAUUAUGCUCAGUUUCAAAGAUUGUUACUAAUUAAUUGGAUGCCAUUGCUUAAUUGAAAUUCAAUUAA
This is a messenger RNA of Neltuma alba, 1910 nucleotides long. RefSeq names its product probable pectinesterase/pectinesterase inhibitor 41. The coding region runs from base 15 to 1712 and encodes 565 amino acids. The record is from RefSeq and is a predicted model, not a curated record. Gene Ontology annotation, biological process: cell wall modification. Gene Ontology annotation, molecular function: pectinesterase activity; enzyme inhibitor activity. The transcript has 2 exons. NCBI's taxonomy places the organism in Eukaryota, Viridiplantae, Streptophyta, Magnoliopsida, Fabales, Fabaceae.